Platichthys flesus (European flounder) is the source of this 7628-nucleotide messenger RNA. It is a transcript of the gene znf318, whose product is annotated as zinc finger protein 318. The coding region runs from base 534 to 6326 and encodes 1930 amino acids. Gene Ontology annotation, biological process: negative regulation of DNA-templated transcription; positive regulation of DNA-templated transcription. Gene Ontology annotation, molecular function: zinc ion binding; nucleic acid binding. The transcript has 12 exons. The record is from RefSeq and is a predicted model, not a curated record. Gene Ontology annotation, cellular component: nucleoplasm. Lineage: Eukaryota; Metazoa; Chordata; Actinopteri; Pleuronectiformes; Pleuronectidae.
UGAACGAUCCUGCAGCCUGUCACAAAACAUUGAUCAGUUAAUCCGAAAUCACGUCUUUGUUCUCAGCUGUUUGGCUCAGAGUGUCAGGAUGAUGAAGAUCCUUCACAGCGACAGUUUGAAUCUGAGCUGGGCCCUGAUAACUCCUCGGUCCUGUCUGAGGUCUAUGAAUCUGCUCUCAGGUUCCUGCUGAUUCAUGGAAAUACUUUGAGAAGUACUCUACAUAAGAGCACAACAUGCCAGGAUGAAGUUGUGGGAGGGUUUGAUUCCGGCACAUCACGGUGGCGCCUUUGAGGACAUCCAACUGGAAGUCUUCUGAUGAUGUGCUCAACGUGGGCGGAGUCAAACGUCUGACGUCCUCUGAUUCUCCCUCCGUCCAGCAGGUGGCGGUGACGCAGCAUGAAACUAAUGGAACCAGGAACAAGAAGAAGUUGUUUAAUGGCUGACUGUUAAAAUCAUUGUUUUGAGCCUCGUGGAAGAACCUUGUUCUGUUUGAAUCUUCACCGCGAGGAGCCGCUGAUUAUUUGCGGUACGACAUGUACCGUGGUCGGCCUCCUCCGAGGGGAGGCUACCCGCCGCCGUCCGAUGGCCGAGGACCGCGGCCUCCGCGGCCUUACCCGGCUCCGGACUACCGAGACGACAGGAGCCGGCCCAGACCUCCGUACCACCACGGCCAUCCCGAACACGGUCCACCGGACUCAUACCGCCGGUCCCCCCCGCGCAGGAGGUACCCGUCCCCCGGACCAGGGAGCCACCGAGGCGCAGAGCACUGGGCUGGAGGUCCCCCGAGAGAGAGGUCUCUGUCACCACGUGGCCCAAUUCCCAUCGACCACAACCUGGUUAUCACUGUUGGCAACGAGCUGACGUCAGGGUCUGGCUCCGCCUCUUCACACCAUCAUGACAGAGACUUCCCUGCUCGACCUGAGUAUGAGCGGGGCCGGAGCAUGGACCGCGGUCCGGACAGAAGCCGAGCCAAGAGUCGGCCCCGCAGCCAGAACCGGAGUCCAGACCGAGGCCGGGCCAAGAGUCGAGGUCGGAGCAAGAGUCGGCCCCGCAGCCAGAACCGGAGUCCAGACCGAGGCCGGGCCAAGAGUCGAGGUCGGAGUAAGAGUCGGCCCCGCAGCCAGAGCCGGAGUCCAGACCGAAGCCGGGCCAAGAGUCGAGGUCGGAGUAAGAGUCGGCCCCGCAGCCAGAGCCGGAGUCCAGACCGAAGCCGGGCCAAGAGUCGAGGUCGGAGUAAGAGUCGGCCCCGCAGCCAGAGCCGGAGUCCAGACCGAAGCCGGGCCAAGAGUCGAGGUCGGAGUAAGAGUCGGCCCCGCAGCCAGAGCCGGAGUCCAGACCGAAGCCGGGCCAAGAGUCGAGGUCGGAGUAAGAGUCGUGCUUUCAGCAGGUCUAGAUCCAGGUCCCGUUCUAAAGGGAGGAGCAGAGGGAGGAGUUUCAGCAAAGUAGCGAGUCAUGGCCGCAGUAGAAGCCGCAGUGAGAGCAGCAGCUCCAGCUCAAUCUCGAGCAGCCGCAGCAACAGUGGAGAUGAAAGAUACAAGAAAGGCUUUAAAGAGCUGGAGAUGGCUCGACGCAGGAAAGAGCUGGAGGAGAUUCUGAGCCUGCCGACAAAAUCCAUCCUGAAGAAACGCUACGACUCACCAUCAAUCCAGAAUGUAGACUCCCCCCGUGGCCUCGACGGCUCCAACGUGCCUUGUGUGGCCGACCAGAUCCUGCAGGCGGUUAAAGGCAUGGACCCUCAAAUGGUGGCGUCCGUUUUGUCGGAGCUGGGGUCUGACCCGCAGACAGUUCAUCAUGCUGGGUUUGACACUGAGAUCAAAGAAAUCCUCAACCUGUUGGAGGGGGCAGGGGUCAAGACCCAGAUGAAGGCUGUGGACGACAUCGAUGAUGAGGAGAAGUUCCUGUACGGAGACUCUGAGGAGCCCAAACCUCCACCGGUGUCCGAGCCGGUCCGACACCAUGGGCUAGAUAUGUACGGAGAUGUGACGGAGGAGGCGCUGUACGGAGAUUACCCCCAAACAAAAGCCACCAUCGUUCAGACCUUUGGCCUCCCCCCAGGGGCCUCAUCUCACCUCCAGGCCCCAUCCACCACAGAAGAGCUGGACCCAAAGAACGCUAGUUGUUCCAUUAUCAGCCCGGACCAGAACACAGCAGUACAGGUGUCAAACCCAGCCCAACCCUCGGGUACGGAGUCACUGGAGGAGUAUGAGAAGAUCCAGGACCUGCUGAAGACCAUUGGCCUCGACUUGGGUGUCACAGAGAUCAGCAAUAUGGCUGCUAGGACCAAGGAGCGUCUCCACGGAAACAAGCCUGCGAAGGCGCCCACGCGUCGCAGGCGGUACUCCUCUGACAGCUCGCACGGCAGCCAAGGUCGCAGGAGGCCGAGCCGGAGCGGCAGUUCCAGCAGCAGGAGCAGGAGUCGCAGCUGGGGGGGGAAACGGGGGAAGAGUUGGAGCAGUGACGACAGCUGCAGGAAGUCGGCUCCAAACAAAUCUGUCAAAGACGAGACAAAUGUCGAACAGAAAAUCACAGCCCCGCCACCACACAACGAACUGCUGCCACAGAUCCCUGACCCCCAGACCCUCCCUCCUCAUUCUGGGGUGCCCAUACCCACCUACCCCCCCCCACAGGUCCAUGGUAUGAUGCCCCCUAAUUACCCCCCACCAGGUUAUGGCCAGUAUGGAAACUACCUGCCCUACAUGCACCAGCAGUGGCCACCUCUGUACCCACCCCCCAACAUUAGCCUGCCCCCCCAGACCGGCUCCGACGAGUUCCCUCCAGCUCAGCAGUACCAAGAGCCCUACCAUAAACUGGCCUCUGAGCCAGAGGCCAAAGGUUCCGUGAAGACAUUAGCUCAGGACAGAGAGAAGAGCGUCUCGAAACUCAGCAGCUACGACAGGAAAGUGUCUGAGGAGCAGAACAAUGAGAGUCAGAAACAAAAGGUUUUGGAAGAGCGGGAGAAGCUGAAACACGAGAGGGAGGUGAGGAUGAAGAAGAAGGAUUAUCUGAUGAAGGAGCUGGAGAGACUCAGAAAGCAACAGGGUGAGCUCUUGAGGAAGAAGCGCAGGGAGAAAGAAGGUCACAAAGACCCUCUGCUGCAAGAGAUCAGCCGACUGCAGGAGGAGGUCAUGACUCAGAUCUCUAACCUCCGCAAGGAGCAUGAGGCCGCCGAGAAGAAACGUAACGAGAUCGACAAAGUGGCGCUCAUCCUUGGCCUCAGCCCGGCCGACCGGCCACGCAGAGUCAGCAAACCAACUGAAGACCAGAGCGUUCCGCCGCCAGAGAAGAAGAGACGAGAGGCAGAGAGUCCGGAGGGACGACAGGCGUCUAGCAGCUCUACGUUAAAGAACUCAGCAGCGCCGCCAUCUAUGUCGCAGAGAGCGACACCUGUCAGCGCCCCACCUGCGACCCCUCCCCCAGAGCCGUUUGAAUACUAUGACGCUGGAAACCACUGGUGCAAAAACUGUAACGUCACCUCCGGCUCCAUGUUUGAUUUUUUCACGCACUUGCAAAGCAAAACCCAUCGAAAGACUCUUGACCCGUACGACCGGCCCUGGGCCUCCACAUCAACCAAAAUCAUCAAGAACACGCCACCGGAGGAGAAACUGACUAAACCUGCCAAAGGUUCGGAGUUCCUGCAGCCCGUCCGAGGAUUCUUCUGCCUAAUCUGUAAAGAGUUUUAUGGAGACGCCAUCUGUGCAGAGGAGCAUGUCACCACGCACGCUCACAACGAGAAAUACAAGAAACAAAUGUAUGAGAAUCCGCUGUAUGAACAGAGAAGGAACCUGGAUCGACAGGCGGGACUAGGCGUGGACACAGGUGGAAAGAAACGCAAGCAUGACGCCGACGCCGACGAGAAAAGCAGCAAAUACAAGGAGGAAAAGGCCAAACACAAAAAAGAGAAGAAAGACAAAGAGAAAAAGAAUGAAGAUGACAAUGCUGCUCUGAAGGAAGAAAAAUCUAUAUUCAAAAAGGAGGAGGAGGAGCAUAGACUGAAAGACAACAAGACAGGGGAGGAUUUUAAAAGUACCAAGAAUCUGGAAGAGGAGCGAUCUUCUAACAUUAAGAAAGAUGAGGACGAAAACUAUAAAUGCAACAAAAGGGAAGAUAAAUACCACUACAGCGAAGAGGAGAGGGGUGACCGACACAGAAACAGCAGAGCAGAAGAGCUUCGCUACCGGCAUCGCAAUAACGACGAUGAGAGAUAUUAUGACCGCCCAAAAUAUGGUAUGAGAGAGGAUGAUGAAGAAAAGUAUAAAUACAGUAAAUAUCCUUCAGACUCAAUAUCCAAAUAUGACAAAGAACGAGAUGAAGGUAACCCCAAGACUCGGAGAGAAGCGUUUAAAAAGCCUGAGCUUGGGAAACCAGCAGGGAAACCAGAGGUCACCAAACCUGAACCUCAACCAAAGCCCUACGACCCGCCCAAAAUCUUUUGUGGUCCCAGUCCUGCCAUGAGGGCCAAGCUCCGCAAACAGAGCCUGGAGGCUGGCAAGCCCGCCCCAGCAGUCACAGCCCCGACAUUUGGAAAGUUCACUUGGAAGAAGAAGGAGAACACGCUGACAAAGGUUGCUGAGAAAAUCGCUGCUGAGUUCAUCAAGGAAGAUGAAGCAGCUGCAAGCCUACAGCUAGUCUGUGUGGAGGAUUCUUUUGCUAAAUCUGUAGCUGUUGCUAAAGAGAUUGCAGAGAAGCUUGGGGGUAACCCGCCAAUGCCUCCUCCUUGGGUGUCCAAUGGAGCCAACCGAGGAAGAAUCCGGCCCAACCUCCCAGCCCCUGCUGCAGUCUUGAGGAAAACGACCAUGAUGGGUAAACCUGCACCUCUGAAUACCUUUCUCUCAAUCAGACCCCAAAACACAACUUUACAAGGACCUCCUCUAAAAGACCUGCCGCUGAUCUCUGAUGGUCUCUCAAAAGCUCGAAGUGCUCAAAACGCAUUGGAAGUUAAAUCUCCACCUAAACCGUUAGAAGUUAGUCUUCCAUUGCCAGUGUCCAUACAAUCCCCAAUUGAGGUUAAACCUGCACCAGCAGUUUCUGAGUCAGUGUCAACUGAGGCUAAGCCCACACUCACUCAAGCUAAGGCUACACCCACUCCGAUCAAGGCCACACCCACUCAGAUCAAGGCCACACCCACUUCGAUCAAGGCCACACCCGCUCAAGCUACGGUCACACCCACUCCGAUCAAGGCCACACCCGCUCAAGCUAAGGCCACACCCACUCCGAUCAAGGCCACACUCCCUCAGUUCAAGGCCACACCCAUUCAGGCCAGUUCCACAGAACCAGAGGGUAGACCUCAGUCAUCUGUGGCUCCUCCUGCUUCCUCGGAGGCCAAACCUCCACAAUCAAUGGUGGUAAAGAUAGUGUCUGACGUUGCAGCGCCUGGUGUCCCAGAGAACGAGCAAACUCGUACUGUGUUCGUCAAGCCUCCACCUUUUAUGAACAUGACUGACAGAUUUCCGAAGUCUGAGAAACUGAAGAGUAACCUGGCUGCAGCCAAGGCCAGGGAAUUAUUUGGCAUCUUCUACAGUGGCAUCAGCCAAUCGGGUCCUUCUUCCAUCACAAAAUCCGACUCCAGAGCUGACAAGAAUAGCCCUCUUCCACUUCCAGCUCCUCAAGGACUAAAUCUACAACCUCCGGCCGAAACCCAGUUCCAACCUACAACUGACGUCCAGACAUCACCACAACCAGACUCAACCAGUUACUCACCAAAUUCCCAAUCCAAGAUUAAAUCUGAAAUUCAGAUUGCUUCAGUUUGGUCCUUGAAGUCUGGCCCUGCUCCAACACCAGAGGAGACUCUUUCUGAAACGCCCUCAGCAACAACUCAACCAAAACGGACUCCUUCACCUCAGAUAGAGACUCAGAGUGUAACUCAAAUCGAGUUCCAAAUUCCCCUACAAACUGAAAGUGCCGAGCCCGAUUCAACACCUCAAACUCUGCUGAAAUCAGCUCAGGACUCCCGGUCUCAUACAGAGUCCAAUCCUGAUGCAACUCCAGAACCUGAACCCAAAGCAAGCCCCAAAACUAGAGGCAAGAAAACUCCCCCUGCCUCCGGCCCUGUCAGACAAACUCGAUCCCAAACCAGAUACCAGACUCGGCGGCAGCAGCAACAGCAGGGCCAGUUUGAGCUACAAUCAGAGAUAGCUUCAGGGAACUCUGAAUCAGCAGUUUCCGACCCAAAAAUUCUGGACACAUCGGACCCAGACACUGGGUCUCAGUCAGAGGAGGGGAACCCCAGUGAGGUAGACCCUCAAGUGAUGGAGAUCACCACUGAAACACUCGGCCUCCCCUCUGACAUGACCUCCUUGGACUUUGAGUAUGAUUUUAACUUUGAGUAGAGUUGACUGGACCUUAUGUAAUAUAUUGGGGGCAAAAGGGUCAUGGACAGUUUCUGUGGUUCACAAUUUAUUAAAGUUCUGCUGCAUGUGAGAAUUGCGACUCUUAAAACACUGCAUCUGUUAAAAGGACCAGUUGGCGUCUUCUCUAGUCACAUGACUCAGGUUUCACCUGAGCAUCCAGAACAAUCUUGUCUCAGGUGUUUGAGUCUUGAGUGAACAACUGGCUGCCGCUCUGUUUUUCACCAGUUUACUGAUCCUGUGAACAAUUGUGUUCUUACAUCGUAAAACACCUGAUUAAUCAUAAAUUGGUCAAUCGUCACUUUUACUUUGAUCUCAUAUAGAAAAUGUUGUUUGAACAAAACAAGGAAUUUAAUUCUACUCUUGAUUCCUUUCUGAGGUUUAUUAAUUAGUUAAUGAAGAAAUCCAUUAAAAUGUAAUAGACUGAGAAUUUGUUUUUUUUUCAUUUCUUUAUUCAGGUCAUUUUAUUGUAAUUGUCUUGAAUCAUUGGAAACAAGCAUUUCCUUAGAAUUAGUCAUCGUUAGCUUGACAGACAGAAACUCUUCAAAAUGGUUUAAUGGUAGAACUAUAUAGCCGAAGGUGUGUGGACAGCUGCAGGCUGUGAGCAGCACUUCGGUGACUGGAGGAAAAAAUCCUUCAUUCACUGGAAGAAACCUCUAGAACCAGACUCAAUGGGGGGGGGGUGCCUCGACCAGUUGUGGUGAGCAGGUAAAAAUAGGGAGGAGAGAGGGGAGAGAGAGAUGAGGGGGAGGAUAUAUGAUUUGUUCUUGUUAACUACAGAAUGCAGGUUAGUUCAUAGACAGAUUUAUGUUGACUGGGUUUGAUUGUUUAAACUUGGAACCUGAAGGUUUGUGAAACAGCCUUGGUUCUAGAAACCUUGAUCAACUGCAGAUCCCUGCUGUCCACGUACUUUUGGUCAUUUUUUGGUCAUUUUUUGUAUACCAGGCUCCUCAGACAUCACCCGAUAAGAGUUUCAAAAGUAUGGGACUGUUCAUUUAAAGAUCGCAGCGCUAUCAUGUUCUUAUGCUCCUGAAGGUGAUGUCCUGUAGCCCCUCCUCCACUUGCAGGUAAUGUCCUGAAGCUCCUCCUCCUGCAUACUGCUUGUCUUCUGUUAAGUUGCUCGACGACGAAGAAGUCACGGACCAAUUAGAGAAGCCGAAGUAGUCAGAUGUACUUUGUCGUGUUGGGAACCCUGUUCUGACGUGUUAGAAUAGGAAAAACUGCUUGUCUUGUAAAACCUGUUGCUUUAAAUAAAGUUUUAUUAAAAGUUAGUGAAAACAGGAA